Pseudophryne corroboree (corroboree frog) is the source of this 7840-nucleotide messenger RNA. RefSeq names its product zinc finger protein 250-like. Lineage: Eukaryota; Metazoa; Chordata; Amphibia; Anura; Myobatrachidae. The transcript has 5 exons. The record is from RefSeq and is a predicted model, not a curated record. Gene Ontology annotation, cellular component: nucleus. Bases 127 to 2619 code for a protein of 830 amino acids. Gene Ontology annotation, biological process: regulation of transcription by RNA polymerase II. Gene Ontology annotation, molecular function: DNA-binding transcription factor activity, RNA polymerase II-specific; RNA polymerase II transcription regulatory region sequence-specific DNA binding.
CAUACACUGCAAUUAAAUGCGUUGUUCCCAGUGUUGCCAAGUCUGCUUAUAACAAGUGGAAUAGGGCUUGUUUUUCAUCACUGCUCGAAAGAGGAUUCAGCACAGGAUUCUGGACGUCUCUUGCACAUGUACUGCAGUCCAUUCUCAGAACAUUCGUCUGUCACACAGAGGAUGGACAAAGACAGGAGUCACAUGACUGAGAGGUUAUUAAGUCUUACCUUGGAAAUAUUCUACUUGCUGACUGGCGAGGAUUGUGUCAUGGUGAAGAAGUCUGGUGAGAGGGUGACACCUCACUCUCUGAUACAUGGGAGAGACAAUGAGCAGAAGAUCCUGGAACUCACCAACAAGAUCAUUCAGCUGCUGACUCGAGAGGUUCCUAUAAGGUGUCAGGAUGUCACUGUCUAUCUCUCCAUGGAGGAGUGGGAGUAUUUAGAAGGACACAAGGAUCUCUACAAGGACGUCUUGAUGGAGAAAAAAAAGUCUACUAGGAAACUGCGUACAUUCAAUGACAGAAAAACGUCAGAUGGAUGUCUCAUCGAUCUGAUCGAACAGAAAUAUGACCGCACACCAGGAAAUAUUUCCGACCUAUCCCAUUCAGAAGAAUCCCAGAGUACUGCUAACAAAUUGUCGCAGUGGGGGGCACUCCGUCAGUCUGGUUGCUGUGAUGACAGCCAUUUUAGAGGAGAUGAAACGAAAGUUCUGACUGUAGAGGAAUCUCCUUUCUGUGAGGACACCAGUACUUCCGUUGCCACACAGACUACAUCUGCCCAAUUGAAAGACGAGCAGGUCUGCAUUGAAACAGAAACUCUUACAGGCAAUGUAGUUUAUCCAUCCAAGGAGCCUGCUGGCCGCUUACCGGCCCAUAUCAAACAGUCCUCUGAAGGAGAAAGUUUAGAAGACUCAGGAGUUUCUUUACACGCAGAAUGUACACAGGAACAUCCUUUAUCCAGUAUGAAAGAGGAAUUGAUUAUGAAAGAGGAGUUGAAUUCAGACGUUGAAAUGUGUGCACUCACUGAUCCUGUGUCACUUGAUUAUACGUCUCCUAUCGGCAAAGACUCAAACUCCUUUAUGCGAACAUGUCCGACAAAAACGAACAAUGUUACACACCUAGCUCAUGCACUAACAGAAUAUGCAGGUAUUGAAAUGCAAGAGGGUGUACCAGGUCUUUCAGACGCUGACCUUUACACGCAAUCAGGGUUUACGUCCUCUUCGUCAUCUACUCACGGAGAGAAAACCUUUAAUUGCUCUUUUUGUCAGAAAUCCUACCAUGACAUAACCCAGUUUCAUCUACAUGAGAAGAGUCACGUGGAGCGGAAACCAUUUUCCUGCUCUGAGUGCGGCAAAUGUUUUUCCAAGACGCUAGAGCUGGUGGCGCAUCGCAGGAUUCACACUGAGGAAAAGCCUUUCGCCUGUCCCGAGUGUGGAAAACAGUUUGCCGAUCGUGCAAGUGUUAUCGCACAUCAGGUGAUUCACACCAAAUUUUCCGCUUUUCCCGAAACUCGUUUACAUGAGGAGAAGGUUCCCACAGAUGAGGGGCCCAUUUUAUGCUCUGACUGCGGACUAGGGUUUAACAGCAGCUCCGCUCUAGCGGAACAUCAAAAAAUUCACAAACAAGAAAAGAAGUUUGUGUGUCCUAUCUGCGGUAAAAGUUUCAAUAAAAGAGGACAUCUUAGUAACCAUAAUAGAAUCCAUACAGGGGGGAAGCGCGUUUUAUACUCUGAAAGCGGAGAAUUAAUUCCUCACACCACGUAUCCACGGAAAAGGCCUUUCUUGUGCCUCGAGUGUGGAAAAUGUUUCCCAAGCCGCUCCCACCUGGAUAGGCAUCAGAGGGUGCAUACGGGGGAGAAGCCGUUUUCCUGUUCGGAGUGCGAUAAACGUUUCACGGACCGUUCGGGCCUGGUCAUACACCAGAGAAUUCACACAGGGGAGAAGCCCUAUUCUUGUAACGAUUGCGGGAAAUGCUUCAGGGAUCGCUCGGGCCUUGUUGUGCAUCAGCGGAACCACACAGGACAACAUCCGUUCAGGUGCCUGGAGUGCGGGAAAUGUUUCCACAACCGCGCACGCCUUGAGCGCCAUGAAGUUGUUCACAGGGAGCAGAAGUCCUUUUCCUGUCCAGAGUGUGAAAAACGCUUCACUAACGUGUCUGCCCUCACCCUCCAUUACAGAACUCACAUAGGAGAACAGCCAUGUGUUCCGGGGGUGGAAAGUUUUUCCACUCAGUUGUAUUCCGAGAGACACCAGAGAAGUCGCACAGAAGAGAAGUCCUUUUCCUGCUCAGAGUGUGGGAAGUGUUUUACAGACGUAUCUGUUCUCUCUCUCCAUUACCGGACUCACCUAGAGGAGCUCCAGCAGACACAGCUGAGAUUUCACAGCGGUGAGAGACCUGUGGAUAGUGGGAAGUAUAUUGCUCAUCGUCUAAGUCAUCCUGUGAAUAAGAAGAGUCACACAGUAGAGAAACCGUUUUCAUGUUCACAGUGUGAGAAAUCCUUUACGGAUCGUACAAGUCUUAUUGCUCACGAGCAGCAGCACACCGGCGAGAAACCUUAUAAAUGUUCAGAAUGUGGGGAAUGUUUUGUGCUGAAAGGUUAUUUAACGAAACACUUAGAAAGUCACGCAUGAUACGUAUAGCUAGGUGAUCUGUGUUAGGUCUUUGUGUGUCAGAUGAGGGACAGAGCGCUCCCAGACUGUGUGUGUUUUGGAGAGUUGACACCAUGCCAGUCUACCACACUCUGUGUUGCUCCAGGUGACGGGCCGCCAGUGAGAGCUGUUGUACAGGUGCAUGUAGCUUUCAAUGGCAAUGUGAGUAAACCGUCUAGUACGAAUAGUGAAGGCUCCUUCAUCUGUAUGAGUGUGCUAAAAUGCCUUCUAGUAACUGCUGGAAUGUGGGGGAAAAAGAACAUGGAGCCAGUGUCAUAGAAUACAUAUAUAUAUAUUUUACUUUGUCAUUAAUUAUUCAUCAAAAUUAAGCCAACAUUAAGAAGCCAUGUUUUUAAAAAGUAAUUACACCCCUUGGUUCAGUAGCUUGUAGAACCACCUUUAUCAGCAGUAAGCUGAAGUCUUUGGUUUCUGUAGGAGUUUAUCAACCUUAAUACAUUGCAUAUGGGGAAUGUUGGCCUACUCCUCCUUACCAUCUUGCUUCAGCUCCGUGAUGUUCGAGGCGACUUGGCUUUGCACAAAUCUGUUACGUUCCUGGACAACAUCUCCAUGGUUUUAUAUAGUGUGGCAGAUGCUCAAUUAGCUUAGUGAUAUCAUUCAGGUGCUUGAAAGGGAGAUGUAUUUCUAAGCAAGAAAAAAAGUAAUUUUGUUUCCCCAAGCACCCUGAAUGAUAACAGUAACCAGAUGUAAAUCCCACACACUAUUAGAAUUCAGAGAUCUUGGUUACAUAUAUUUGCGCAAAUGUAUGAAUAAGCCCCAAAGCCGCAUCAAGGCGUCUAUGUAUACUUGGGGUCCCUAGCGCUAUAUCUAGGUGCAGGGUGUGGCACCCCAAAACACCAGCAUAAGCCAGAAAGCCCAGGGCAGCAGAUCAGUGAAAAAACUAUAGUGUUAAUAAAUGAGUGUUAGGAAGCCAAAGCUAUAAAGAAGGUGAUACAAAAAUUAGAUGUAAUUAAAAUGGAGAAAUAGUGUAAAAGAAAUUAGUGUGUGAAAAGUGUUAAUAGAAUGUAAAGGUAUUCCACACUUAACCCAUCCAGCUCAGCCAGUCCAGAGGCACCACACCUCACACCUCCAUUACCCCAAUCUGGGUCUAUGAUUAACCAGCAAGGAGCCACAUGAUAAUGGCUCCUUACUUAAAUAUAUCUAAGCUAAGAGCUACCUACCUUGGAGCAACCCCAUAAUGCUCCAUAUGGCAUGUCAGGGCCUGCACCUCCUCCUAAUGCAGGAACCUCUCUGCCUCUCACAACAGACAUAUAUAGUGUGGCAGAUGCUCAACGACUUUAGUGAUAUCAUUCAGGUGCUUGAAAGGGAGGGGUAUUUCUAAGCAAGAAAUAAAAAAGGCAUUUUGUUUUCCCCAGCACCUGAAUGAUAACAGUAACCAGAUGUAAAUCCCACACAAUAAUACAAUUCAGAGAUCUCGGUUACAUAUAUUUGUGCAAAUGUAUGAAUAAGCCCCAAAGCUGCAUCAAGGCGUCUAUGUAUAUUUGGGAUCCCUAGCGCUAUAUCUAGGUGCAGGGUGUGGCUCCCCAAAACCAGAGCCGGCCCUAACCAAUAUGAUGCCCUAGGCAAGAUUUUGGCUGGUGCCCCCUAGCACCACCGCUGGUUCCGCCUCUGACCUUGCACGUCUUUCCCAUCACCCUUCACCCAUAGCAGUCCUUAUUUUGGUGUUUGUACCCCCUAUAUUUUAAAUAGGAAUAGUUCGCACUUAUGGCGCACAGCCCAAAAAGGGGUGUGUUUUUGCUGGCAAGGGUCAUGGUCACACAAUAGUAACCCCAAUUCUAAUUACACCACACAGUACUGCAACUUUAUUCACAUGUUAUCAUGUUAUCAUGCGAUAGUGUCCAUAAUUCAUAAUACAUCCCACAGUAGUAUCACUUUACCUUAUAAACGUUACUCCUCACAGUAGAGCCCCUUAUUCACAUUACAUCACACUGAAUUGCUCCUUAUUCACAUUACACCACACCAUAUUGCUCUUUAUUCACAUUAGAUGACACAGUAGUGCCCUUUCUAUACGUUACGUCACACAGUAGAGCACCUUAUACACAUAAUGCCACACAUUAGUAAUGCAUUUAUAUACUUAAUUCCACACAGUAAUGCCCCUUACACGUGAGACACAUUAUUAAUGUCCUUAUAAACAUAAUGUGCUUUACAAAUUAUGACAACCUUUAUUAAUGCCCUUAUACACAUACUGCUCCGUACACAUAUGCCGCACAACAUUAAUGCUCUUAUACAUAUAAUGACACAUAGUGCCCCCUACACAUUUGCUGCACAUUAUUAGUGCCCCUAUACACAUAAUGACACACAUACAGUAGUACCCUGUUACACAUAUGCUGCACAUUAUUAAUGCCCUUAUACACAUAAUGACACGCAUAGUGCCCCUUUACACAUAUAUUGCACAUUAUUAAUGCAUUUGUUACAUGACACACAUAAUGCUCCUUACACAUAUUCCGAACACUACUGCACAACCAACCCACUCACAUGCACACAGCACUCACCCUGCCACUAACACUGUGACCUCUGCCUCUGCUUGGAUACAGAUGUGUCAUCAUAAAUCUUGCCUCAAUGCUAAUGUCGGGCACCUUUUUUUUUAUGAAAAUGCAUCUUAUUUGCAUUGCUAUGUGGCUAGGAUGCACAAGCAGCUUCUGCUGAUUAAAAUGAUAUGCAGCAUGCCUAUAUACUGUGUGAGACUGUGGCUGUAUCUGCAUAUGAAAUGCUACACACAGAAUAUAGGCAUGCCGCAUAUCAUUUUAAUCAGCAGAAACUGCUGAUGCCCCUAGGCAUAUCAAAUGCCCUAGGCAAUUGCCUAGUUUGCCUAUGCCUAUGGCCGGCUCUGCCCAAAACACCAGCAUAAGCCAGAAAGCCCAGGGCAGCAUACCAGUGAAAAAAGAUUAGUGAAGGCUCCUUCAUCUGUAUGAAUGUGCUUAAAUGCCUUUUUGUAAAUGCGGGAAUGUGGGAAAAAAAGAACAUGGAGCCAGUGUCAUAGAAUAUAUAUAUAUAUAUAUAUAUAUAUAUAUAUAUAUAUAUAUAUAUAUAUAUAUAUAUAUUUUACUUUGUCAUUAAUUAUUCAUCAAAAAUAAGCCAACAUUAAGAAGCCAUGUUUUUAAAAAGUAAUUACACCCCUUGGUUCAGUAGCUUGUACCUUUAUCAGCAGUAAGCUGAAGUCUUUGGUUUCUGUAGGAGUUUAUCAGCCUUAGGAGGUCAUUCCGAGUUGAUCGCUCGCAAGGCGAUUUUAGCAGAGUUGCUCACGCUAAGCCGCCGCCUACUGGGAGUGAAUCUUAGCAUCUUAAAAAUGCGAACGAUGUAUUCGCAAUAUUGCGAUUACACACCUCGUAGCAGUUUCUGAGUAGCUUCAGACUUACUCGGCAUCUGCGAUCAGUUCAGUGCUUGUCGUUCCUGGUUUGACGUCACAAACACUCCCAGCGUUCGCCCAGACACUCCUCCGUUUCUCCGGCCACUCCUGCGUUUUUUCCGGAAACGGUAGUGUUUUUUCCCACACGCCCAUAAAACGGCCUGUUUCCGCCCAGUAACACCCAUUUCCUGUCAAUCACAUUACGAUCGCCAGACCGAUGAAAAAGCCGUGAGUAAAAUUCCUAAGUGCAUAGCAAAUUUACUUGGCGCAGUCGCAGUGCGAACAUUGCGCAUUAAGCGGAAAAUCGCUGCGAUGCGAAGAUUUUUACCGAGCGAACAACUCGGAAUGAGGGCCUUAAUACAUUGCAUAUGGGGAAUGUUGGCCUACUUCUCCUUACCAUCUUGCUUCAGCUCAGUGAUGUUCGAGGCGACUUGGCUUUGCACAAGUCUGUUACAUUCCUGGCCAACAUCUCCAUGGUGUUGCAGCAUUUCAGUUUUGCUGGACUCAAGAUGUUGCAUGAGCAGAUUUACUUGGCCUGUAGGUACCUGGAUGUAGCUCUUUGUUUUUUUGCCAUCUCGGUGAGCGCCAUUCAGUUGGAUCUCUGGGUCGAUUUUGGUGGGACGUCCACUUAGGAGCAGAUUGGUAAAUAUCUUAAGUAUUCUUUGUGUGUAAUUGAACAUUCCCUUUCUGUAAGAUGUUGGGCUUUAAAGCAUUGCUGCAAAUCUGUCUGGAAAGUAUUGAAAGGCCCUUUACAUACAAUUACUGCUCUGAGAUUAUUGCAGAUGUGUAUUUCAUACUUGCCUACUCUUCCGGAAUGGUCGGGAGACUCCCGGAAAUUGGAUGACCCUCCCGGCCCCCUGGAAGUGUAAGCAAGUCUUCUGAUUAUUGCAACUCUCCCCAAACCCAAUCGCCUACUUUGCGAGUGAAGUGGGUGGUCAGGGCAGCCGAUGACGUGAUUAUUGCUGAAUCGUGUCAUCGUAGUCAUGCCCCCUGCCUUAUAAUACCAGUAAUCUCGGCAUUAUAGGGCAGGGAGCGUGGCUAGGAUGACAUCACUGCAACUGCCCUGCCCCAUGCAGCUCCGCCCUCACCCCACUCCCUGUGAUGCAACAUUAUCCCGCCCCACUCCCUUUCUGUGCCAACCUGGCUGCUCUCUUACGGAGAGAGCAGCCAGGAAGUCGGCAACUCUGGUGUAUUUGGUAAUUUACACACUCCGGAUUAGAAUGCCAGCUCUGAUGUGCAUUUGGUUAGCAGCACCUGGCUCUCAAAUCACCUGAUUUUUUUAUUUAUAUAGCGCGCACAUAUUCUGCAGCGCUUUACAAAGAAUAUUUACCUCAGCGAAGCUUACAAUCAAUAUUCCCUACCACAUUUACACACACACUAGGGAUAAUUUAUUCUCAGGAGCCAGGUAACCUACCAGUAUAUUUUUGGGUUGUGGGAAGAAGGAAACCCAUGCAAGCACGAGGAGAAUAUACAAACUCCACACAGUUAGUGCCAUGGUGGCAAUCGAACCGAUGACCUCAGUUCUGUGAGGCAGUAAUGCUAACCGUUACAUAAUCCAUGCUUUAUUCAUUCAUAUGGAAGUAGUAAGGUUGUACUUUGUGUACGGCUUCUUCUUAACAGCUUAUUUUUUUGUUGAAUAAUCAACGACUUUAGUCAAAUCUGUUCUGAUUUGUUUGUCACAUGAGAUUAGUUUUUUUUGUUUUGUUUUUAAAAUUUAGGAAUUGACGAAGACUAGACUAUUAAUAAUUAUGUACAAACACAAAUUUGAAAGUGGGUGUACUUUCUCUUUCACACGACUGUAUGUGUAUAUUUAUAAUAUUUGAGAAAUGAAAAGUAAUU